Molecule: messenger RNA, 2538 nt
Organism: Dermacentor silvarum
Lineage: Eukaryota; Metazoa; Arthropoda; Arachnida; Ixodida; Ixodidae
Product: collagen alpha-1(II) chain-like
Exons: 3
Coding region: 136-2538 (800 amino acids)
Source: RefSeq, a predicted model, not a curated record
AACUGCGACCAACACGGCCGCCAGAACAUACGUGCAUCUCUGGCUAAAGCGUUGUCAGCUUACCGUGGCGAAAGUUUUAGCUGCAGUCCUUGGCGGCAUAGGACGGUCGUAGAGAACGAACGACAGGGCUGGGCGAUGAGACGUCGCCGUUGUUUCACGAUGCUUUUAGCAGCAGUACUUGUGCUUGCCAUCACCACUGCCCGAGCGAUGCCUACGGCGGUGACUGCGAAGGCCAUUUCGGACGACGCCUCGACGGAAGCAGUAACGUUCUCGGAUGACCUGCUCACCGUGGAAGAACAAUUCCGAAAAGAGACGACAACAUGGCACACAAGGGCACCAGAGCGCACACACAGCUGGAAGUUCCUGGAGGAACUCAAGUCUACUCCGGCUGCCAAGGACCAGGAGAGUACCAGCGUCGUACUGUUGGAAGACAAUACGCACACGCCUAGCACGCCAAACAGGACCCCUUACGUCAGCACAUCGACGCCAGUUUCAGUUCCGCUUCCCGAAGCCCCAGCCGACGACUCAUAUGACGAUGGUCUCAGCCAUCUAUCAGUCGCUACGAAGUGGUCCAGCUAUUCUAGCGACUUACCCUCGAACUUGGAAACUGAGCCGAAAGUCCGCAGCACUGGCGACAGUUCGCGAGUCCACUCGGACAUCUCAGCCAUACCAGCAAUGACCAAGACGCAUACAGUGACAGCUGGGACAUACCGGGAAUCCGUAUCCGAGGACGCAAUAUCACCGAGCACGUACCCUACAACAGCACCAGCUAAAGUUAUGUCGGAACUCAGUGACACGGGAAACGAGGGGACGUUUUUUGGAGGGUCUGGCACUACUACCCUUGCUGACGUUACGUCAGAACUCAGUAGUGCUGAUUCAUUCAUCGGGAAGGAGGACCUGGUCUCCCGAAAUGCGAAGGCCGAGACCACUGAGCGAGAACGACAACUUAGACCUGACGGCCCAAGUUGGACGUAUGAAGGUGAACCAAUAGGCAGCGGACGCACUGACAGAGGCAAAGUUCCGGCUGUCAUCGUUUCAGCGAGAGCCGACGAGGGAGGCGCCUCUAGCAGUGAGCGUGCAAACCCCGUAGCGCAACAGGGUCAGACGGGUUCCAUUACCCCUGCAUUGCAGGCAUCCGGUGAACAAAGCGCUCCAUCUUCUGGCAUUUCUCAGGUUGAUCAUCUGAUGGCAAGGGCUGGGGAAAAGCCUGACACGGAGAAAGGGGUAGGAGGAUCAGGUUCGCCUCGCGAAGACGCAAGUAAAGCUGGUCAAAAUGAAAAAGAGCCCGCCAAGCGAGCCAGUGCAUCUGCUGAUGUCGGCGACCAACCGCGACAAGACACGCCCGGCACGAGAAACUUGAACACUGAUACAUCGGCUGCGGCACGGGCUGCAAAUGCUCCCGGGCCCUCGUCUCAGCCAGGAAAUCCGUCUGGUCAAGGCACUGGAACGUCAAACAAGCCCCAUGAAGACACAGGAAAACUUGACGCUUCUGCUCUUGCAAAAGUAAGCCAAGCCGGUGUUCCUGAAUUGCCAAGAGCGGAAGAGCCGAAGCCACAGCAAGGGCCAACGGGUAACGGUGGAAAAGGCGACACUGUAAGAAAUGAUGACGCAGCGAACCCUAAGUCGGCAGGUGGUUUGUCUGGUCGGGCAGCAGAUACCACGGAUAAGCCCCCGGAAGCGCCAAGAAAUGCCGACGCUCCCACGGCCGAAGGCACAAACAAGGGCAGCCAGCCUGUGUCACCAAGAGCAGAACAACCGAAGGCUACCGGCGGCGGAUCUGGUCCGGUAGCUGAUGCUACAAACAAGUCACCGGAAGUGCCGAGAAGUUCCGACGUUCCUAUGGGCGGAAACGACAAAGCUAGUCAGCCGGAAUCUCCGAGAGCAGAGCAGCCGAAGGCUACCGGCGGCGGAUCUGGUCCGGUAGCUGAUGCUACAAACAAGUCACCGGAAGUGCCGAGAAGUUCCGAUGUUCCUAUGGGCGGAAACAACAAAGCUAGUCAGCCGGAAUCGCCGCGAGCAGAGCAGCCGAAGGCUACCGGUGGCGGAUCUGGUCCGGUGGAUGAUGCUACAAACAAGUCACCGGAAGGGCCGAGAAGUUCCGAUGUUCCUAUGGGUGGAAACAACAAAGCUAGCCAACCGGAAUCUCCGAGAGCAGAGCAGCCGAAGGCUACCGGCAGCGGAUCUGGUCCGGUAGCUGAUGCUACAAACAAGUCACCGGAAUUGCCGAGAAGUUUAGAUGUUCCUAUGGGCGGAAACAAUAAAGAUAGUCAGCCGGAAACGCCGCGAGCAGAGCAGCCGAAGGCUACCGGUGGCGGAUCUGGUCCGGUGGUUGAUCCUAAAAACAAGUCACCGGAAGGGCCGAGAAGUUCCGAUGUUCCUAUGGGUGGAAACAACAAAGCUAGUCAACCGGAAUCUCCGAGAGCAGAGGAGCCGAAGGCUACGGGUGGCGUAUCUGGCCCGGUAGCUGACGCUACAAACAAGUCACCGGAAGUGCCGAGAAGUUCCGACUGUUCCUACGGGCGGAAACAACAAAGCUAG